UCACGCGCACACUCGCGCGCGCCCAGCCGAGAGUUUUACUGAGUAGGUCUGUGGUGUUCGUUCUUUUUUCCUCCUCUGCUCCUCUUGUCGGAUCACUCACAGCUCUAGCUUCAACUAAAACAGCUGAAACUCAGCGAGCCCGUUUUCUUCGUGUGAAUUAACUUCCAUACUGUCAACAUGGCCAGCAGAGGAACCGUAAAACCCAGUGCGAAUUUCAGUGCCAGUGCAGAUGCUGAGGUGCUUUACAAGGCCAUGAAAGGGCUUGGGACGGAUGAGGAUGCCAUCUUGCAGCUGGUGACCGCCCGCAGCAAUGCACAAAGGCAGGAGAUCAAGACUACCUAUAAAACUCUCUUUGGAAAGGAUCUGAUAAGUGACCUCAAGGGAGAGCUUAGUGGUAAAUUUGAAACCCUGAUCGUGGCAUUGAUGACCUCACCUCUCGCUUAUGAUGUGAUGCUACUUCGCAAUGCCAUCAAGGGGGCGGGAACAGACGAGAAGGUCCUGGUGGAGAUUCUUGCCUCCAGAACACCAAAGCAGGUGAAGGAUAUCUCUGCUGCUUACAAACAAGAGUACGAUGAUAACCUGGAGGAGGAUGUAGCCGGGGAUACUUCAGGUCACUUCAAGAGACUGCUAGUUAUUCUGCUGCAGGCUAGCAGGCAGCAGGGGAUCCAGCACGGAACUAUUGAGAGUGACGCUCAGGCCCUAUUCAAGGCAGGAGAGCAGAAGUUUGGCACUGAUGAACAAUCAUUUGUCACGAUCCUUGGCAAUCGGAGUGCAGAACAUCUUCAGAAAGUGUUUGACGCUUACAUGAAGUUGAGCGGGUACGAGAUUGAGGAGAGCAUUCAGAGAGAAACGUCUGGAAAUUUGAGAUCUCUGCUUCUUGCUGUGGUUAAGUGUGCUAGAAGUGUACCAGCAUAUUUUGCUGAGACUCUCUACUACUCCAUGAAGGGUGCGGGUACUGACGACAACACUCUGAUUAGAGUGAUGGUCUCUCGCAGUGAGGUGGACCUGUUGGACAUCAGGAGGGAGUUCAGGAGGCUGUUUCCCACCUCUCUACAUUCCAUGAUUAAGCGAGAUACUGGUGGUGAUUUCAGAAAAACCUUACUGCUGCUCUGUGGAGGAGACGAUGCAUAACCUCACAUCUGAAACAAACCAAGCCUGAAGUGCUACUUUUUCACCGAGUGGACCCUUUGGCCAUCAACUCAUCAAGAUGACAAGCUCACAACAACUUAUGGUUCAUCAGCUGUGAAUUGCAGAACCCUAAAAACAUUUUAACAAUUCCAAAUUGUCUUUGAGAGGUAGCUAACAUUUUGUUCAUGUCUGCAUUUACAAGCAGCUUUUGUUCCAAUAAUAUUUUAGCAUGAUUAAUACUGUAUCAUUCAUAUACUAUCCCAUAGUAUCAGACUUAUUUUUUAUGUUUUGUUUUUUGUCUUUUUUUUCCACUUGGUAUUUGCGGAACCAGUAUAUGCACAAAUAAACAUUUUUGUUGAAGUUCAAA
Messenger RNA from Thalassophryne amazonica, 1495 nucleotides. It is a transcript of the gene anxa5b, whose product is annotated as annexin A5b. Gene Ontology annotation, cellular component: cytoplasm. Gene Ontology annotation, molecular function: calcium ion binding; calcium-dependent phospholipid binding. Gene Ontology annotation, biological process: negative regulation of coagulation. The transcript is spliced from 13 exons. The record is from RefSeq and is a predicted model, not a curated record. Lineage: Eukaryota; Metazoa; Chordata; Actinopteri; Batrachoidiformes; Batrachoididae. The coding region runs from base 178 to 1131 and encodes 317 amino acids.